GGGAGCCGGAAGCAACCGGAGCACAGAGCCGGGGAACUUGGCGUGCGAGGUGAGCUCCCUGCCUGUUGCUGAAGCGCGUGGUGCGUGCGCCCAGGCGAGAGGUGGCCGAAAACCCGGCUUCCGUUGUGGUUCCUGAUACCGCGUGUGAAAUAUGGUUGGGCGAUCCCGGCGGCGCGGUGCGGCCAAGUGGGCAACUGUGCGAGCCAAUUCAGGCCGCGACCCUGCGGGCGAAAAGGAAGACGACUCCGAAUUGCCACCAUCGCCUGGGGACUCCAGCUACUACCAAGAUCAGGUAGAUGAUUUCCAUGAGGCACGAUCCCGGGCCGCUUUGACUAAGGGCUGGCAUGAAAUAGAUAAUGGAGACGAGGAGGAGGAUGGUGAUGAAGAGGAGGAGGUGCUUGGCCUAGAUGGUGACGAUGACGAUGAUGGGGAAAGUGUGGGGGAGGAAGAUGGCGAUGAUGAUGAUAGCUCCAUGCAGAGUGAGACUGAGGCAUCUGUGGACCCCAGUUUGUCGUGGGGUCAGAGGAAAAAACUUUACUAUGACACGGACUAUGGCCCCAAGUCCCGAGGCCGGAAGAGUCAACAAGACUUAGAGGAGGAAGAAAGAGAGGAGGAGGAGGAGGCACAGCUCAUCCAGGAACGACUAACCCAAGCCCUGCAAGAAGAUGAUUUUGGAGUCACCUGGGUAGAGGCCUUUGCAAAACCAGUGCCCCAGGUGAAUGAGGUCGGUACACGGGUGGUGAAGGACCUGACCAAAGUUUCAGUGAAAGAGAAGCUGAAGAUGUUGCGGAAAGAAGCACCAGAGCUCUUAGAGUUGAUAGAAGACUUGAAAGUCAGGUUGGCAGAGAUGAAAUAUGAACUGGAGCCAUUGCUACAGAUGGUGGAGCAAAGGCUUAUUCCAUCCAGAAAGGGAAGCCAGUAUCUGAGAACCAAGUACAACCUCUACUUGAACUACUGCUCUAAUAUUAGUUUUUAUUUGAUCCUGAAAGCUAGGAGGGCACCUGUGCAUGACCAUCCUGUCAUAGAAAGGCUUGCUACCUACAGAAACUUGAUCAACAAACUGUCUGGUGUCGACCAGAGGCUAUCUUCCGAAAUCCGUCAUCUACUCAAACUCAAAGAUGGGACUGGAAAGAAGGAACUGCGUCUUAAAAUAAAAUCCAUGACGGCUAAGCCAAAGUCUGCUCCAAAGGCUUUAGCUGCUGCGUCUGGUGCUACAGAUAUUUCCAGUGAUUCUGAUGUUGAUGAAACUGCACUGAAGUACCAUAAAGAAAUGGAAGACAGGGAGAAGUUGAAGAGAAAGAAAGAAGAAAGCACUGCAGAGCAGGCUCUUGAAGAUCCAAAGGCAAAGAGAGCCAUUACCUAUCAGAUUGCUAAGAAUAGAGGACUUACACCUAGGAGAAAGAAGAUUGAUCGCAAUCCCAGAGUGAAACACCGAGAAAAGUUCAGAAGGGCCAAAAUUCGCAGAAGAGGCCAGGUUCGUGAAGUUCGUAGAGAAGAGCAACGUUACAGUGGUGAAUUAUCUGGCAUCCGAGCGGGAGUUAAAAAGAGCAUUAAGCUUAAAUAAAGUAUUUUGCUUACUCUUUUUGACACUAA
Messenger RNA from Echinops telfairi (small Madagascar hedgehog), 1593 nucleotides. It is a transcript of the gene UTP3, whose product is annotated as UTP3 small subunit processome component. The record is from RefSeq and is a predicted model, not a curated record. The transcript has a single exon. Gene Ontology annotation, cellular component: nucleolus; small-subunit processome. Lineage: Eukaryota; Metazoa; Chordata; Mammalia; Afrosoricida; Tenrecidae. Gene Ontology annotation, biological process: maturation of SSU-rRNA from tricistronic rRNA transcript (SSU-rRNA, 5.8S rRNA, LSU-rRNA). Bases 152 to 1564 code for a protein of 470 amino acids.